AAAUCAUCUUCGUGUCUUCAGGAACCCCCUUUCUUCAAGAAAUUAUAAGAACCUUUCUUCUCCCAAGAGGAGAUCUCAUGAAGAGUGAGAAGGACAGCAGAGAAGGUGUCUUGUAGAAACAGCUAUCAUGAAGUUUUCUCUGGUCGCUGCCCUUGUGGUGAUUUUGGCCCUGGCACAUGGCAAGAGUGGAUUCCGAUGUGAAUCUGUGUCUCUGGUGAAACGGGAUGCUCACAUGGAGGUUGACACUCUAAUAAAGUACGUCCAGGACUUAUCCUCUCUAGUGACCAAGACCACCCAGGGGCUUGUAGAGAGAGCAAAGACUCACGAGCUGACUGGCAAGGCCAAUGCCUAUAUUGAGGAUGGGAGGACCCAGCUGCAGCCUCUGGUUCAGCAGAUCCAGAAGGAGCUGAAGCCUCUAGCUGCCUCCAUUAAAGAGCAGCUCAAGCCCCUGACUGAGCCAUUGCAGGCCCAGCUCAAGCCAUUUAGUGACAGUAUUCAGCCCGAGCUUGAGCGCAUUUGGAAGACCUUGUUGGAUGCAACCAAGGCCUUUACUAACUAAAUCCAACAGUGCCAUAAUCCAGCAGGACCACCCCUCACAUUCUGAUUUCCAACUAUUUAAAAAAUAACCUGGCUUUUGUCUUAUAAUAUAUUUUUUCAUGAAUAAAGGAAUGUUGACACA
This is a messenger RNA of Anguilla rostrata (American eel), 679 nucleotides long. Its product is annotated as type-4 ice-structuring protein LS-12-like. The transcript has 4 exons. Gene Ontology annotation, biological process: lipoprotein metabolic process; lipid transport. Gene Ontology annotation, molecular function: lipid binding. Lineage: Eukaryota; Metazoa; Chordata; Actinopteri; Anguilliformes; Anguillidae. Bases 128 to 559 code for a protein of 143 amino acids. Gene Ontology annotation, cellular component: extracellular region. The record is from RefSeq and is a predicted model, not a curated record.